AUGAAACGUCCAAGUAACGAACCAAACCAUCAACCUUCCAAAUCUCGGCGCAUUGACCUAAACAAGGUUGAACAGUUUCUACUGGAGGCGUCUAGCUCCCUGUUGGAUCUCCCAACAAUCUCUGAGGAUUGGCAUGCCAUUCCUUUUGAGUGUAUGUUUUUAACUGAUGUUUAUUUUCAUUCAUUUGAUGUGAUUUUUCUAAUGAUUUUUUUAUUUUUUAGUAGAGGAGUCAGAGUUAUACUUGGAUGGUGAAGCGGAUUCUGAAUGUAUGUACUUUUAUUUAAUAAUACGACCUUUUUUAUAAUUUAGCUGAUGAAUCCGAAACGAAUAUUAUCAACGGAGUUUUGGAAUAUCUUGAAGAAAAAGGUGCGUCCGAAAUUAGGGCUUCAGAAGGAUUGCUGCAAUAUUUUAAAGGAAGGGCAGAUUUUGGUGAGUGAAACCUUUUAUUUAACAUAAAGUGAACUUUUAAAACAAGCUGUUUAUCGCAUAAUGUAAACUUACAAAAAAAAAAUUUUUUUUUUAACCCAUUUUAUAUUGCAGAGAAAUUUCUUCAAGAUUACCUUACUGACAUUGGUGAUUUUGUCAACUGUUUUGAAGAUACAAACACAUAUGACGCAAGAUGUAGGAGAUUUUUUUUUUUUUUGCUAAUUUUAAAAUCUAUAUUACUUCAACGUAUUAGUAAUAUUUUAAUAUGUUAAUCUUCUACAGCUGAAUGCCUCGUCCUUCAAGACCAGAAGCAAGACUAUGAAGGGGGAUUGAAGACUUCAGAAGGGCUGCUAAAUUAUCUUAAAGGAAGGACAGAUUUUGGUGAGUGAAACCUUUUGUUUAACAUAAAGUAAACCUUUUAAAAAAAUCUGUUUAUCAAAGAUAUUUUUAUUGCAGAGCAAUUUCUUCAAGAAUACCUUACUGAUGUUGGUGAUUUUGCCACCACUUUCGUUGAAAAGACGAGUGCUGAUGAUGCAAGAUGUAAGAUUUUUUCCAUUUUAAAUAUACUUCUGUGUAACCAUUAAUAGUUUAAUCGGUAAAUAUUAUUACAGCCGUAUGCAUUGUCCACCAAGACCAAAAACAGGAUUAUGACAGAGGCUGGAGGUUUUAUGUGCCAGAAAUGCUGCAUGAAGUUUUAUAUUUGCCAUGGAGUUUUGAUGAACCUGAAAAUAGUGAGAUUAAAAAGGAUGGGCAUGCCAGAGGGAAACCCGAAAGUAAGCUGAAAGCGAUGAAGGCCAGAAUUGAAAUGGAGUAUAAAUGGAAAGAAGAAUUAGAGGGUUCAGAAGAUGUAGAGGUCGAAAUGGAGAACAGUGAUUGGAUACUUGAGAACGACUUGGCCAUGAGUGAUACAGAAGUUGAAGAAGAGAUGGACGAAGAUAUAUUGGCUAAAGAUCUGGCUCUUUCGGAAACCGAAUCCGAACCUGAUAAGAAUGAAGGAAUAAACUACAGAGAAGUUUUGAUGAAAGAAUUGGAACUAUCGGACUCGGACGAUGAAUCGGAACUUGACACGGAAGAUUCUGAAAAUAACUCAAAUAGUGGAUAUGAUGAUGCAUAUGAUGCAGAUACCAGUGAUCCAGAGGAACUCUCCAAUCAAGUAGGAGGUGGAAAGUAAGAAAAAAUAAGAAUGUCUAAUCUUUUCUGUAGUGGACUCACUCUCAUAGCCAAAAACUUCGUACAAAAUGAAACAUUCCCUGAACUACGUCUCGCAGUUAGUUACAAAAUGUCCGAAGCGAGUCAAAUUGACAAUUUGGAAUAUACCUUCAGAAGAAUAAUUAAUCAAAUGUUCGAAGACAUGGCAUCUGAAGGUAUGUUAAGACGGGAAAAAAUGAAUCUUAUUUUUACAGUUCAAAGGACAAAACCAGGCCGCGAUAUAAUGCGCAUAAACCUAUCACUUCAAGGAGGUCUAUUGGGAAAAACUGUGUACACAGGAAUGCAGAACGUUGGAAACUUUUCUCCAGAUCUAUUAUUCACGGCUUUGUCUAAAGUUCAACAGUCUCACAGACAAGUCAAUUUAUUGGGGAGACCGUUUGAGAUUUUGAUGACUGCAUAUCUGUCGAGGAAUUUGCGAAAUGGAGAUCGGACUGGAGGAAUCAGAGGAGGGCAUCGCACUGAUGGCGCCACAGGAUAUAAUCAAGAAACUGGUGUGUUUCAAUACAGAGAAAGACGUCGAUUAUGUUUACCAUUGGCCAUCUUAAUUUGCAAGCUAUACCACGGGACUGAGCGCUAUGGAAAUAAAUCGCGCACCGCACAUCAAAUGUGCAACACCAACAGUCGAAUUUUCAAGGAGAGCGUGGCGAAGACAUUGAAGGAUUUGGGACUCCCCUUGAUCCUGCACAUGAUUUGGAGAUGGAGCCGACAGUAAGGUUACUACAGUCCUACCUCGAUAAAGAAGAUGCCUCCAACGCUCCACACGUCAUAGUAAUUCAUGGGACAAGGAACUUCAAGGACCCUCAUAUAUUUACAUCUGGAAAUUUACGUGAGGCCAAAACGAUUCUACCUAUUGCCUAUGAUGCUAUCCACAAUCACUUUGAGGCGAUCGUAACUUCCUCUAAUUAUUUCGGUGGAAGAAAGAUGUGUUAUCAAUGUAACUGUACCUACGACCGUGAUGCUCUUCACAGUGCGAGAUGCAUACAAAAAUGCGGGAAUUGUGGAAGGAAAGGCCCCGAGUACCCCUGCAAAGGUUCUCUAGAAACAUUGGUAUAUUGCUCAAGCUGUUCGACAUAUUUUCAAACAACUGAAUGCUUUGAAGAACAUUGCAAAAAAAUGUGCACGAGAUACGCAACUUGCCAGGAAUGCAAAUCCAAGUACAGAAAGCGAAUUGGGCAUACAUGUGGAACUAAAUAUUGUAUUCCAUGCAGACGAAAAAGGCCAAUAGGUCAUAGAUGCUUUAUUCCUCGGAUUGACAUCCCAGACCAAGAACCCGAAUAUAAAAUGGUUAUCUACGACUUUGAAUGCACUCAGACAGAGGUGGUGGCCGAUGAUAUCCGCAAGCAUAAUGUUAACAUGGCAUGCUGCCAAGUUAUGUGCCAAAAAUGUAUGACCGAUGGGGCAUGGAAAAUGGGGCAGUGCGAAAACUGUGGAUCAGAGAAGAAAUUUUGGAGUAUCCCUCAUGGUAUGAUAAAUGUAAAUAAAAUUUAUUUUUUAGGUAAUUCUGAAAACCCCGCCCGAAAUUUUUAUGAUUAUGUGAAAUCAAUCACUGAACCAUCUAAAACAACAAUUUGUAUCGCGCAUAACUCCGGCCGCUAUGAUUUACACCUAAUCAUAAAACAUAUCUUGGCUGAAAAUCGUAAGUUUUUUUUGCACAGAAAAAAACUUUUUUUUCAAAAAAUGUAUUUUACCCGUUUAGAAUCGCGAGUUCCCACGAUUAUAACUAAUGGCGAGCGAAUCUAUGAUCUAACCUUAAGUGGAGGCAAAGAAUUUGGAUGCCUACAUUUUCGAGAUAGCAUAAAUCAUCUGAAUUGCGCACUGUCUGAGUUACCUUCAAUAUAUCCAUUAGAAGAAGGAGAGUCUGGGAUAAAGAAGAAGGGUGAUUUCCCUCACGAAUUUAAUAGAGAGGAGAAUUAUGAAUAUGUUGGACCAUACCCCAGCUUGAAGGAAUAUAUGUGAGUCUUUUUCCUAAAAACAUAAAAACAAAAAAUGGUGAAAAUACAUACCUUAAGAGCAGAAUUUUGAUGAGAAAUCUCUUAGCAAAUAAAACGCAUUAAACAGACGCGUCUUUUUUCGCUGGCAUUUUUUUUUUGCAUUUUUUCUGCCGAAAAAAAGACACCUUAUACGAUCAAAGCUUUGAGAAGACAUAUUAUACGAACGAAUCUUUUAAAAACACAUUUCCAGGGUUGAGGAAAUGAUGCCUAAGAAGAGAGAAAAACUUGAAGAAUGGUAUAGAACUACGGACAAAAAAAUAUUUGAUUUCAAACAAGAAUUGCUCGCUUAUUGUGAAUCGGAUGUGAAAAUUUUGGCCCAUGCAGUAUGUGAACAUCGCAAAGCAAUGAGAGAACUGAAAGGCAAAGAAUUUGAAGAUAUAUGGUACCACUCGAUUACUCUAGCAAGUGCUGUUAUGCGUGAUUACCGUCAAUCAUAUCUACCGGAAAACACGCUUGUUAUCCAAAAUGAAAGCAAAUUUGGCAACCAGAUCAAUCAGUCAGCCGUAGCUCUCAAAUUUCUCAGAUAUUUGAAAAAGAACUUCCUCCCUUCAUUGCAAUUUCGAGACUCUCCCGAAGGUGAAAAGAAAUUGGAGCUUCUGAUUGGAGGAAAACGAAAGAAAUUCAGCGCCGAUGGAUUUGUUAAGGAGGGCAAUCUGGUAGUAGAAUUUAAUGGAUGCUACUACCAUGGUUGCCCUACCUGUAACAAAGACCCACUGAAAAUAAUGGGAUCAAGGAAGACUCAAAAAGCAUCCUUCAAGGAUUCAACAGAGAGAACCAAGGCUCUGGAAAAUGCUGGUUAUGUUGUCAUUACGUUUUGGGAACACGAGAUCAAUGAAGAACUCAAGAUUAAUAAGGAAAUGGAUGAUUUUUUCAAAAAUGAAUUGGAGAAUGCAGGACCAGCACACCCAAGAGAUGCAUUCUUUGGUGGAAGAACCGCUUCUCUAUGCCUCUACUUCAAAAAAGAAGGGAAUUAUGUAAUGGGAUAUCUCGACGUGAAUUCGCUUUAUCCUUUUAUUUUAUUUAUGGUACCAAUGCCUGUGGGGGAACCACGAAUCGUUGCAUUAAAUCAGGAUUGUAAUUGGACAUGUCCCGAGGAUAUGGGGUUUGAGAAAGGCCUCUACAAAGUUUUUAUUAUACCUCCAGAUGACUUGUUUAUACCUGUAAUACCUUUGAAGGUAAGCACUUUCCUCAGUUUACUUCUUUUUUAGUUUCAAAAAAACUUUUUUCUACAUUUUUUCAGAUCGAAAAGUCGAUAUUAUACACCUUGUGUCAGAAGUGCGCAAAAAAAUUUGCAAAUUCCAAUUUUGUUAGUUAUGAGGAGGCUACCUGUAAACAUUCUGAUUUGGAAAGAGGCUGGUCAUGCACUCUGGCUCAUAUUGAAUUGGAAGAAGCCUUAAGGAAUGGUUAUCGUGUUAUUCGAAUCUACGAGAAAAUAGUAUUCGAUGAAUUUUCGGAAAAUUUAUUCAAAGAGCCAAUACGGAAAUUUUACCGAGAGAAAAUGUUGGCCUCAGAAAUUCCAAAUUAUCUCAAAACUUCAGCCGAUUUUGAUCAGUUUUUGAAGGCGUACAAAGAUGGAUUUGGAAUCGAAUUGGAGGUUGAAGAUUGGAAGCCCAACAAAGCCAAGCGAUAUAACAACAAGAUUUUUUUGAACUCCUUUUGGGGUAAAUUCUGUCAAAGAUCUUCUCUCGCAAAAGUAGGUUAAUCAAAGAUAAUAAUUUUGUUCUUCUCUGUGCUUUGCAGCUUAAUUUCUGUCGAAAUGAAGAGGACUAUCAUACUAUUAUGAGCAAUGAGACAUUGGAAGUUCAAAGAACCGUCAUAUUAAACAGCAACACAUGUGCCAUUCAUGUAAAGACCAAAGAAGAUUUUUUGGAAGAUUUGGAAUUCAACAAUAUAUAUAUAGCUAUAUAUACAACAGCCGCUGCAAGAUUACAUCUGUUUAGACAGAUGAAGAAGGCUACUGAAGGAGGUGCCAAGAUCCUCUAUUUGGAUACAGGUUAG
Bursaphelenchus xylophilus (pine wood nematode) is the source of this 5624-nucleotide messenger RNA. NCBI's taxonomy places the organism in Eukaryota, Metazoa, Nematoda, Chromadorea, Rhabditida, Aphelenchoididae. The record is from the annotation of a GenBank genome assembly.